Molecule: messenger RNA, 3767 nt
Organism: Melospiza georgiana
Lineage: Eukaryota; Metazoa; Chordata; Aves; Passeriformes; Passerellidae
Gene: ST3GAL4
Product: ST3 beta-galactoside alpha-2,3-sialyltransferase 4
Exons: 11
Coding region: 2359-3366 (335 amino acids)
Biological process (GO): glycolipid biosynthetic process
Molecular function (GO): sialyltransferase activity
Source: RefSeq, a predicted model, not a curated record
GGCCAAAGGAUGGUUGGGAAGCGCCUGGAUUAUCUCCCAUUAAAUACUUGCUGGAUGAAUAAGCUGCUGGUCCUGGGGCCACAGCGACUGUGGUGACGUGAGGGAUGUGCCGGGCUUGGAAACACCUUGCUCCUGCCAGCUGGAGACGUUUUCUCUGGAGGAGGAUGAGCUCACCUGGAUUUUAUUCCCCUCCCAGCCUGGCUUUUGCUCUCUCCCCCCUCGGGAGGUAAUUUUAACCGAGGGAGGCUGGCGCCGGCGAUGGAGCAGCGAGGGACGGACGCAUGGACGGCUGCCUCCCUGCAGGUCUGGAGGGAGACUCUUCUCCAUCUCCCCCUCCCCUCUUUUAACAGCCCUGGGGAGAUCUGGUUUUUGAUGGGGAGGAUGAUGACAGGAGGAAUUUGGAGGCUCAUCCCUGCCCUGUGUGUGUCCCCCCCUGCCUCUGGAAUAACCGUUCCUGCCGGGAUGCUCCUGCACUGGGGCUGAGCCCCUCAAAGGGCCAGUUCUGCCUGGCUUUAGUCUUUAGCACAGGAAGGAAUGUGCCCACUGGAAGGGAUGUGCCCACUGGAAGGGAUGUGCCCACUGGAUUUUUCUUUUCUUUUGCUCAAAGCCACGAGCAUCUCGGUGGGAGAUGCUGGGGAGUGGGCAGAAGGUGCCUUUUUGCCCUCAGAUUUGGAAAUUAUUAUUUAAAUGAUUAAACUGAUAGGCAGGAGAGGAAACUGAGGCCAGCAAAACAGCUGGAGAAGGAAAGGAGCAAAAUCCAGCUUGUUUAGGGCUUCUUGAAGGGUCUGGGAUUUGCAAUGUUUAUUUCCUGCUGGGAUCAGCUGCCGGAUGGGUUGAGCUGCCUGUGGCUCCUGACCUGGUGGACACUGGAACUGUGAGGGACUUUUCUGGACCUUGGGCUGGGAAUGACCAUGAGCACAGGCUCAUGGCAGGGAAACCACUCGAGUGGCUGGAACACAACCCUGGGAAGAGCGGCAGCAAUCCAGCUCCUGGCUCCUCCAGUCGAGCUGGAAAGACCAGCUCAGGGCAAGACCUCGGAUCCACAGGAUCCUGCCUGGCUGAUCCUGUACAGUAUCACAGUCUGCUGCUCACCCAGGGCUGCAGGAUCCUCCUGGAACCCCUCUGGACAUCCUCAUCCUCAUUUCCACGGGUAGGGGCUGAUGCUGUGCCAUGAAGUGCUUUAGCAGGAGCUCCUCAGGGAGAGUUUAACCUUGUGAGUGCAUCCUAUAAUUCACAGCUCUGGAUGAAAACGUUGUGUCAGAGGCAGCAAUGUUGGAUGCUCUGGUGGAUUCAGGGCUUCUGGGAAGACCCUGGUGCCAAAGGUGAAUUUUUUGGCCUCAAGUGCAUUUGGUUUGGCUGCUCAUUGCCCUGAGCCCUCAGGAUUAAUUGCCCCCCAAGGCAAACAGUGAUGGAAGGAGGAAGAAGAGGUUCUUUGGGUGGAGAGGGAAGGUGACACUGGGAUGGAGCCAUCCCUGUCAUCCCAUGUGCAGAAAGCCUGAUCCCUGACGAGAAGAAUCCAUGAGAAACUUUCUCAGGCUCCUGGGUGGUUUCCAUCCCCACCCCUUGGACAAGGAUGUAGCCCUCUUUGAUAAAUUAAUGAGAUAUUAAGAGAGGAACAUGCUCUGGGGAAGGCUUGCACCUCUCUCAGCUCUGCUUUUUCUAGCUGGAGGAGAUGGGGACAGGUGAGGAAACCUCUGGCCCUUCAGAGCUUUCCUUGGAAGCACCUUCCCUGCCAGGGCUUGAUGAGCAGCUGACAGAGAUGAGCUUGUGUCCUCACCUGCAUCACCGUUUCUGGCACUGAAAUGAGCUGAUAUUCCCUCUGGUGUGUGUUUUCCUGGGGAGAGCCGUGGCUCUUAUCACAGCCCGUCCAUCCCAGGGGCACGGGCAGAGGAGCAGAGCUGCUGCCCUGGGGUAGCUGGGAUAACACUGGGCUCUCUCCAGCGGCUGCCUCAUUUAUCCCUGCCUUGGCAUGCAGAUCAGGCAGGGAGCAUUUCUCUGAGAGGCAGCAGCGUUUCUGUGAGUGGUGUGGUUUCUCGGCAGAGCUUUUCCUCCCCCAAACCAUAAGGAUAUGACAGUGCUGGGCUAGGAUGUGCAGUUUGGAAAGUUUUGGGGGAAAAGGUGCCAGAGAUGAAGGAGUAAGGAGCUUUCUCUACACGGGAGGGCAGGAAAGCUGCAUUCCCCUUUCCCUGGAAAAGGGCACCGCUCCAUCUCCAUCUCGUGGGGUCUUCCUGAAAGGCCGAGGGAACAGAGGACGGCAGCGUCGAUCCCGCCGAGCUCCCGCCUGGACCGAGAGGACGGGCCGUGACCAGCCACAAUGAGAGCUCUGGCCCCCGCCUGAUCCCUUUCCUGCUGAUAAAAAUGAUCAACAAGUCUCGAGGGAAGAUACUCGGGGUGCUGGCGCUGUUUCUGGUGAUGGUUUGGUACUCCAUCUACCGGGAAGACAGGUACACACAGCUCUUUUAUUUCCCUGUACAAGAAAACAACAAGACAACGUGUCCCCUUGGGGAGGUGGAAAAGAAAGCGGCGCAGCUCAUCGGGAACUACACGAGGGACCACCCACUGUUCUUGCAGCUGAAGGACUAUUUCUGGGUGAAGACGCCGUCGCUCUACGAGCUGCCCUACGGCACCAAGGGAAGUGAAGACGUCCUGCUGCGCCUGCUGUCCAUCACCCACUACUCCCUGCCCGAGAGCAUCCAGAGCCUCAAGUGCAGGAGGUGUGCCGUGGUGGGCAACGGCCACCGGCUCCGCAACAGCUCCAUGGGGGACACCAUCAACACCUACGACGUGGUGAUCAGGCUGAACAACGCCCCGGUGCACGGUUAUGAGCAGGACGUGGGCUCCAAGACCACCAUGCGCCUCUUCUACCCCGAGUCAGCCCACUUCGACCCCCGGACCGAGAACAACCCCGACACACUGCUGGUGCUCGUGCCCUUCAAGCCCAUGGACUUCCAGUGGAUGGAGGCCAUCCUUAAUGACAAGAAGAGGGUUCGCAAAGGGUUUUGGAAACAGCCCCCACUGAUCUGGGACGCCAACCCGGAGCAAGUGCGCGUCCUCAAUCCCUACUACAUGGAAGUAACUGCUGCUAAACUGCUCAACCUCCCCAUGAAGCAACCACGGAAGGUCAAACAGAAGCCCACCACAGGGCUGCUGGCCAUCACCUUGGCACUGCACUUCUGUGACCUGGUGCACAUCGCGGGCUUUGGCUACCCCGAUUCGGCCAACAAGAAGCAAACCAUCCACUACUACGAGCAGAUCACACUCAAGUCCAUGGCCGUAAGUGUUUGCCCCACAGUUUUGUCCCUGUUGCCCUCAUUUUUCCCCCAGGAGGGGGGAUGGCAGCCCAGGAGAGCAGUGCCAGGAUGUUGAAUGGCAUGGGAGGCUCUUCCUUCUCACUCCCCUCCCAUGAUGAAGGUUGAAGUCCACCUUUGGCUGAUCAUCAUCCAACUUCUCUUGGCAGCCAAAUGUCCUUGGAGGCAUGGAGAGUUGGAUCCAUCACAGUUUAUGUGUGGGCAGAAGAGCUCAUGUUCCGGGGGAUUGGGUGGGGAGGGUUCUGUCCUUGCUUUUGGGGGGCUGAAGUCCCUGCUGGUGGGGUGGGCAAGGUUGGGGGUGGGAAGGGAGGACUGGAAGGAAAAUGUGCGGCCCAGACUCUGGUGUCACCCCUGCUCCCUGUCCUGCAGGCGUCAGAGCACAACGUGUCACAUGAGGCUGUGGCCAUCAAGAGGAUGCUGGAGCUGGGACUCGUCAGGAACCUCACCUACUUCUGAGGG